Messenger RNA from Caretta caretta (loggerhead turtle), 8883 nucleotides. RefSeq names its product kinase suppressor of ras 1 (gene KSR1). Lineage: Eukaryota; Metazoa; Chordata; Testudines; Cheloniidae. Gene Ontology annotation, molecular function: protein kinase activity; ATP binding. The record is from RefSeq and is a predicted model, not a curated record. Gene Ontology annotation, cellular component: endoplasmic reticulum; cytoplasm; membrane. Gene Ontology annotation, biological process: protein phosphorylation; Ras protein signal transduction.
GGCGGCCGCGGCCGGCCGGGCGGGGGCGGGCGCGGCGGGAGCCCCGGCCGGCCCGCGGGCCGCCUUGCAGCAGUGCGGGCAGCUGCAGAGCCUCAUCGACAUCUCGCUGUCCAGCCUGCGCGGCCUCCGCACCAAGUGCGCCGCCUCCAACGACCUCACCCAGCAGGAGAUCCGGACCCUGGAGGUGAAACUGGUCCGGUACAUCAACAGACAGCGGCAGUGUAAGCUGAGCGUCCCCCUGAAUGACCGGACAGUGGAGCUCAACAGCUACCCAAGAUUCAAUGACUGGUUAGACCUCGUCAAUGUAAAGAAAGAAGUUGUACAGAGAAUCCCAGAGGAGCUAACCCUAGAUGUCUUACUGGAUAUGAAUGAGUCCAAGGUGAAAGAAACCAUGAAGAAAUGUGGGGCCAGUGAUGAGGAGUGUUCCAGACUCAAUGGGGCUCUCACCUGUUUAAGGAAGGUGACCGAAUCAGGUGGGGAGUUAAAAGAAGAUCUGUUGUGGAAUCCUUCUGAUGCGCGCCAAGAGAGCAGCUCUGCACACCCUGCAGAACCCUCCUGUCUGCCAGGACCCACAUGGACUCAUGGCAUACUGCAUCUUUCAAAGGGCAACAGCCAGCAGGUGCGCUCUGUUUCCGUGUCUGCUCUACCUUCUUCGGAUUCUCUUGCCUUGAGCCAAGGACCAUCUAGCUAUUCAGACCACUUCCUGGAACCGUUAGCCUUCCCCACCCACAGUGGUCGAGUAGUAUUUAGGACUCCUCACACCAUCACCAUCACACCGCCGACGACACCUCAGUUAAAGAGGCGGCACAAAUUGAAACCUCCACGGACUCCGCCUCCGCCUUGCCGGAAGGUCUUUCAGCUGCUACCAAACUUUCCAACGCUCACAAGAAGCAAGUCCCAUGAAUCACAGCUGGGCAACAGGAUAGAUGAAGUUCCUCCUCUAAAGUUUGAUUUCCCCCAGGGAUCCCCUCAGAUGGUACGAAGAGACAUUGGCAUAUCCGUAACACACAGAUUCUCUACAAAAUCUUGGUUAUCUCAGAUGUGCCACGUGUGUCAGAAAAGCAUGAUGUUUGGUGUGAAGUGUAAGCACUGCAGAUUAAAGUGUCAUAACAAAUGUACUAAAGAGGCCCCUGCUUGCAGAAUAUCUUUCCUUCCCAUAGCAAAAAUAAGAAGGACGGAGUCUGUCCCUUCUGAUAUUAAUAACCCUGUGGAUAGACCUGCAGAGCCGCAGUUUGGAACCCUUCCAAAAGCACUAACGAAAAAGGAUCACCCACCAGCAAUAAACCAUCUAGACUCCAGCAGUAACCCAUCUUCUACAACCUCUUCCACGCCGUCUUCUCCAGCACCUUUCCAAUCUUCCAAUCCUCCCAGCGCAACGCCUCCCCCAAAUCCCUCCCCCAUGGGCCAGCGGGACUGUCGGUUUCACUUUCCAGCUGCCUACUACAUUCAGCAUAGACAACAGUUUAUCUUCCCAGAAAUUCCCAGCCCCCCACAAGUAAUACAGCCACCUGAAACAGCUGAAGACACUAAUGCUGAUGAACAGCUGGACACAGAGGGGGUUGAAGAGCCUGAUGCAGAGGUCGAAGAACAAGAGACAAAUAAAUCGGAACCGGAGGAUGAUGAGGACGAGUUAGAUGACUUGCCCAGCAAGCGGCCACACUGGAAAGGGGUGAUCUCUCGCAAGGCCAGCCAGACCAGCGUUUACCUGCAGGAGUGGGAUAUUCCCUUUGAACAGAUUGAGCUGGGGGAACCCAUUGGCCAAGGGCGAUGGGGGAAGGUUUACAGGGGGAAAUGGCACGGAGAGGUGGCAAUCAGGCUGUUGGAGAUCGAUGGGAACAAUCAGGACCAUCUCAAGCUCUUUAAGAAGGAGGUGAUGAAUUACAGGCAGACCCGACAUGAGAACGUGGUGCUCUUCAUGGGGGCGUGCAUGCACCCCCCUCAUUUAGCCAUUAUUACCAGCUUUUGCAAAGGAAGGACGCUUCACUCAUUUGUAAGGGAUCCCAAGGUAUCUUUGGAUAUUAACAAAACCAGGCAGAUAGCUCAAGAAAUCCUUAAGGGCAUGGGGUAUCUUCAUGCAAAGGGGAUUGUGCAUAAAGAUUUGAAGUCCAAGAAUGUCUUCUAUGACAAUGGCAAAGUGGUGAUCACAGACUUUGGACUAUUCGGUAUUUCGGGUGUGGUUCAGGAGGGAAGGCGUGAAAAUGAACUGAAGCUGCCCCAUGACUGGCUGUGCUAUCUGGCCCCUGAAAUCGUUCGUGAGAUGUCUCCUGGGAAAGACGAAGACAAGCUGCCCUUCUCUAAAGCUGCAGACGUCUAUGCUUUCGGGACUGUUUGGUAUGAGCUCCAAGCAAGAGAAUGGCCUUUCAAGAGCCAGCCAGCUGAAGCACUCAUCUGGCAGAUCGGAAGCGGAGAAGGAGUGAAGCAUGUCCUUGCUACAGUUAGUGUAGGGAAAGAAGUCAGUGAAAUCCUCUCAGCAUGUUGGUCUUUCGACCUCAGUGAGAGACCCAGCUUUACUCUUCUCGUGGAUAUGCUUGAAAAACUGCCAAAACUGAACCGACGGCUGUCGCAUCCCGGACACUUCUGGAAAUCUGCAGACAUUAACAGUAGCAAAGUUGUCCUCCGUUUUGAAAGAUUUGGCUUGGGAAUCCUGGAAUCAAGUAAUCAAAAGAUAUAGCAUGGUGUGUAAUUAUCUUGUUGAUAUUGUUGUCUACCUGCUUACACAAAACAUCAGAAACCUUCACGGGAUCUUCCGAACUAUGAAACUGGUGCAGCCCUACCUGAAAGCCACAUGACCCCUCCGUUCAAACUGUCGUAUGUUGUUCAAACUGUCGUAUGUUGUCUGAGUUCUGCCUAAACACCAGCAAUUAUUUAAAAAAAUGUUUACGUCAUAUGUUUCUCUAUGUGAACUAUAUUUUUUUAACUGAUGAUGAUAAUAAUAAUAAAGGUGAUUUAAGAUUUUUUUCUUUAAGUGCAAACAUUCAAAUGGCACUGAAAAGAACUGCUCCCCCAGUUCUUUGUUGUAUCUGUGGAGUAACUAAGGGCUAAUUUCUGCACUGCAAAUCAUGCACAGUUUCCACUGAAGCUAAUAGAGGUUGCACAUGUGUCCGAGAACCGCUAGAUUUAAAUCACUAAUGCAGCCAGUUCAAGUGAGAAGGAAUGGAGUUAUGGCCCCAUUGUGUCUCCAUAAGGAAACUCCUAAAAGAACUUUAGAUUUUUAUUAUGUUGAAAGGAAAUGCAUGUAUUGUGUCAUGGUUUGGGCAAACUAAUAAACUCUUGAUUACUGAUCUUCUCUGGAAACUUUGUCCAAGCUUGGGCUGGUUCUGAUCUCAGUUACACUGGUGCAAAUCUGGAAUACCUCCACAGUGAUGUUAACUCAGAGUCCAGAUUUACACUGAGAUCAGAAUCCUGGCCUUUUGUCUUGACUAUUGAUUAGAGUGGAACCCUUUUCUAGUAUGGUUCAUUUAUUCAUAGAAUAGCAGAGGGUGGGAUUUAAAACAAACAAACAAACAAAAAAAACCCUGAGGGGAGCGGGAGCAUCAUAAUCUCAUUGGCUUUCAGUGAGAACUGGGCACCUUAAUCCUUUUAAGGGUUUGUUUAAUCUCAUCUUUAACUUUUACAGAUUCAUGGUAAUCAGACUUGCCACCUGCAUAUUGCAGCACUACUUAUUUGGGACUUAAAUUCUUCUCUAUUGUAAAUGGAGUUUCACUGUAAGCAGGUUCCACAAUAAUUGAAUAAUGGGUGCUAGGAUCCUGUCCAUGCCAGCUGCAUUUGAGACCAUAUAGUCCACAUUCAGGACCAGCUUCUGCGCUCGCUUACAGUGGUGUCCGUGGAGUUACACAGCUGUAAAAUGAGUGUAAAGGAAAUGAGAGCUGGAUUUGUACUAUUUACUAAAACUGUGCUGGUGGUGGGAAUACACAUGGCUAUAUAUAUAUAUCUCAUUGGAGUGGAUUCAGUUUAAAAAAAUUACCUACUUCCUACAGUGAGAUCCCAAAAAGAUCAAAUAAUGAUUCCCCCUAACUCCCCGCCCAGACUUAGUGUUUCUCCAGUACAGAAACUGGGUUAUGGUUUUAAUUGGCUUUGGCCCUUUAUUGGCACCACUGACGUUUUAACAAUGCAAAACAACAUGGCUUUUAGUGGAAAAGAGAAACUGUCUUCAAAGGACCCUCCUAGGUUAGGCAAAUAAGCAGUAACCGUAGAUGGCCUGAUUUUCAAAGUGGCUGAGCCCCUGCGGAGCCUGUUGACUUCCCUGGGAGCUACCUCUGAAAAUCAGGCCCAGGAUGCCUCGUGUCUCAGGGUGAACAGAACGCUUCGUUUCCUGGUGUGCUCUUCCUGCAGAGUUCAGUUACGCUGCUUUGCCCAAGUGAGACUUCUGAACAGCCUGUUUAGUUCAUCCUCCUUACUAAAUCCUCCGCAUAAGAACAAAAGAGAGUGACAUGCACACAAACAGGAGAGAUUAUUUUAGAUGUGUCCUUGUACUACUCUCUAGAUCAAACCAGAACUUGAGGUCGUCCCCCCCGCCAAUACAGUAGACAGGUAUAUAUAUUACAGCCCAUGAAAAGAUGGGAGUUGCCUUACCAAGUGGGGGGACAGUGCUAACGAGGCCAAUUCAAUCAAGGUAGAAGUGGCCUAUUCCCAAAAGUUGACAAGAAGGGGUGAAUAGAUAUACCUGCCUCCUGUAUUUUUCACUCCAUGCAUCUGAUGAAGUGGGUUUUAGCCCACAAAAGCUUAUGCCCAAUAAAUGUGUUAGUCUCUAAGGUGCCACAAGGAUUCCUCGUCGUUUUUGCUUGAUACAAAUUUACACAGCUACCCCUCUGAAACCUGUCCCCAAACUAGAACGAUUUCUGCUGACACAGCACUGAGUUCUGGAAACGCCUCCCCCCAUCGCUCUUUCCAGCCGCUAACCACAUAGUAUCACUUUUUAGCGUGAAACUUCUUUCCAGUGGAGGUGGCAAAAGAACUCUUUAAAAGCUUCAUUUCACUUUUGAAACUGUAAGCUUAUUGUGCAAAAGUUGCAAGGAAAAUUUUAGCUGCCUUGCCUUAUUCAUCACCAGUGACUAUGCUGGGAUGCAGGACUUGAUUGUCAUGCUUUUAUUCUGAAAAGAAAUCAGGCCUGAAGCAUUUAUGUUUGGUGUAAAAACUAAGGCUGACAGGGAUCUUACAGUGAGGAAGGAAGUCCCAUCUUGGGCCAUCUGACUUGAGCCAUGUCUCAUGUUUUGUCUUGUGUGUUAAAGGUUGAUUUUUGAGGUAAAAACUCGGCACUUUUUGCAUAGAAACAAAGGGGCCACGUUCUGGUUAGUGCAAGUGACUAGUGGAAUCAUCCCACCCAAAUGCACAGGCAUAUGAGCUACAAAAGCUACGUUAAUGUGCAGCUGUAUGCUGGCUUUAGGCAGCCUUGCAUGUACAAUACUCUGGGCUGCCCCCCUGUUCAAGGGGCUGUGCGCAGGUGCCAUUGCCAAAUUGGGAGUCACGUGCAUAGAAACCUUGUAAGCCAGGCCCCCUGGGCUGCCUCUCCAUGCCUCCUAAUAAGACUGUGUUUUUACGUAGUGCAGAUCUCAAAGCACAAAGAUGAGUAAGAUCUGUUCUCAUUUUAUAGGUGGGGAAACAGAGGGCUUGUAGAGCAGCCGAGAAAAGGUAUGUUCUGAUCCUGAGGUAAAAUCCUAGUGAAUAGCAGGCAGUUAGUUGUUUUUUUUCCACAAGCUAUCAGGUCAAGUUAGACUGUUUUUUAACUCCACCUGCUAAAAACUGCAAAUUGUGUUGUCUUCUCUAGGUUUUUACCUCUAGAUAAGUAAUGCACAUCUACUACCUCGCUUUGUGAAGACCAGGCCCAUGCAUCUUCCAGCCUCCCGGAAUGGGAACUAUGGCCAAGAUCCUCCCAGGUAUUUAGGUGCCUAAUUCCUAUUGGCUUCAAUGGGUGAUAAGUGCUGAAAUACCUGGCACAAUCUGGGCCUAUGAUCCCAUUUCUGGCUGAAGGUUUUCCAGGAGGCUUCUCUGUGCUGUCUCUGCCAGAAUUAAAUCUUCAGGCCAGAUCCUGCAAACAGAUGUUAGUCUGGACCCUUCAGGCUGUGGGGAGCCCCCCUGAAGCCAUGAGUGGAGUGCAAGGGUCUGCAAACAGUACAUCAGUUUGAAGGCUCUGGACCUUAAUUUUUAAUAUCAGUAAUUCCCUUUUCUAUUGUACUCUUGCCUUUUAAAAUUUCUGUCUAACGUUAUUAUAGCAGACCGCUUUUCUGAGUUAAUAUGGUAAGAUGCUUCAUCAUUUGCCUUGGGCAUCAGAUUUAGAUUUAAAUAUUUUGUUGCUAAAAAUAAUGAGAAGGUGCCCAGCCUUUCAGAAAGGGGCAGUGGAAGCAGAGGAACUCUAGGGGUAGAGAUGCACUGGGUGGAAAGAAUGCCAAGUGUAGGAAAAGAGACUGGCACUGUGCGUUUUAGGUGUAUACAUAAAAUACCUGUGCUCCCAGGUAACACUAAGCAAGUGGGCAAAUGCUUUAGCUAAAAUAAAGGUCUUGUUUUGCUGGAUGGUGUAGCAGAUAGAUGCAGAUACAAUGGUUUUGUCCAAUCAGGCGCUCCCCUCCAUCCCAUUUUAUAUAUAUAUAGCAGGUGUGAUAUCACAUGCACAUUCCAGGCACAGCAAACUGGGAGAGAGCUGCUGGUACUGGUCCAUGACUUCUGCUAUAAAACUGUCUGGUGUUGGCACUUAAGGGAAAUACAAUCCCUUGGGGAAAAAUCCUAGUCCCACUGAAGUACAGGUGGUUUGCUAGUGACUUCAGUGGGGCUAGGAUUAGACACUUAAAUUAAAAAAAUACUUGCGGCAGUUCUAUUUCAGACAUUUCCCCCAUCCCCAUGCACAUUACGGCAUGCAGACAAAAUGGGGCCGGGGAAGUGCUUUGAAAUUUUAGUUCAUGUUUUCAAAUUCAGGGGUGGGGGUCGCAGCUGAUUUCUUUAGGACAUGCAAAAAUAUAGCCAUGCUUCUAGAGGCCACUUAUGAAAAUCUGGCCCCCAAUUUUUUCACAGAGCGAACAAGAUGGAAGAAAGGAUUCCUAACUUCCAUGUUCCAGACAAUGUCAUAACAAGUAGAUGCUAAGUCAACACAUGCUCAGUCUCUAACAAAUACUGUGUUCAAAUGUUUAUAAUGUGUGUGUCGAAUGUAAAGCUGGUUUGUGUGGUAGUUACUGAUCCCACCGUAGCUUUAUUUAAUUAAAUGAAUAAAACCCCUUGAGUGUAACUGUAUUUGUAGCAAGCUAUAUACACCAUAUGGUUUUGCUAAUGAAAAAAAUACUAAUAUUUGCUCGUCUCUCCAAAGCUGAAGACUGAAUUGUGCCAUCAGUAAUAAGCAGAAUUCAGUUUCAUUAGAAGAUUUUGCUUAAAUAUUGAUGGCACAAUAUGUGCCUAAAUGAAGGGGGAAAUUAGUCUUCAGCGUGUCUCUAAAAACAGAUGUUAAGACUUAUUAGACAAAACCUCCAUUAGCUUCAGAAAGUGUUUUUUGGCUAAGUAAAGAUCUUGUGAUUCAAAAUUGUUCCAUUGUAUACUUUUAGUCCUUGAGUUCUGAAUUAUUAGUCCUUCAUGUAACUGAAGAACUUGACUCUGGUUUGAAUAUGUGGCACUGGAAACAGCCUUGAUGUACUCAUAGCAAUUAGUUUCUGCAAGUUGUGUGGGUAAAACAGGACCCUACAGCUGGUGGUCCCAAACCUUUGGUGAGGCACAUCUUGGUAAGGUGAUGGUCUUCAAUGCUCAUCCCCUCCUAUUUCCCAUAUCAUAGACCACUGACUUCUUAUAGUUGUGUUAACCAUUCUCCCUCCCAUUCAUUAGCAGCUAGCCUUCCUGUGGCAACAUGCAAAAGUAAUGGGAAAGUGCUGCAUUCUUAACUGUCCUUUAAUAAAAUUAUCAGCUCGGAGAGCCAGCACCAUCUGACUAGCCAGUUCUCUGUCUAGUACAGUUUGAGAUCCACUACCCAAAAGUUAUUUGCACAUUUUAGAAAUAUUAUUCACAGAAACACAGGGCUAUGUUGCCCAUCCCUUUUUACGUAGAACUCCCAGACACAUUUCAAUGGGAAUGGCACAAUAGUCCCAAUAUAUAGGGCUCUUUAUAUCCCAACACAGGUUAGGGACAGAUUCUGAUACCCUUACCCACAUCGAGUGGCACUUUACUGUGCCUAUGCUAUGUUGAGAACUGCUCGGUGGUCCUGAUCUUCAGCAGGCGUGUGUGACGCUGAUUUACGCUAGUUGAAGACCUAGUCUGAUGGGAGUUAAGGUAUUCGAAUCCUGCACUUGUUCUCUUAACGGUCUAAUAUCUUGGAUCUAACAUUGUUUUUUUAUUUUAAAGAAGAGCUUACAAGAGCCUGGGCUGUGAAUGGUGUCUUUGGGUCUGAUUGCUGGUGAAAAUGGGAAGUAACUCAACUGAUGUGAAAUGGUGUGAAAAGCACCAGGCCCAUUUAUUCCUUAACACGUGUUGCUAACUGAACUGGCUCUUUAUGCUGCAUUGUUUUAUGAUCGUUUGUACUAUUUCUUCUUGUGGUGAUGUUACGUAAGGGAAUGACCAGCACUGUAAGCCUGUAUCGUUUUAGCCUUGUAAAUGUGAAGCUUGCUGUACAAGACUGCUACAAUAGCCACGACUUCCGUAGUGUAUGUAAAUGGAGUCUGUAAUACGGUGAAAAUUGACAUUUUCUUUUCAAAUGUGAUGUAAACUUUGUACAGUAAAUUUUUUUUAUAUUUUCUAUCAACUGAGUUUGUCUUCCAGAAUUGUUAUUAAUUUAAUUAAAAUUGUUAGUAUUAACAAAGGGUUAGUUUAUGCAACUGGCAAAAAAAAAAAAAAAAUUGCACUCUACGCUAAUGAAAUUCUGGAUAUUUAGGAUUCUUUUCUGUGAAUAAAUCUCUGCUCUGGAUAAAACAAAAGUCA